Molecule: messenger RNA, 993 nt
Organism: Pediculus humanus corporis (human body louse)
Lineage: Eukaryota; Metazoa; Arthropoda; Insecta; Psocodea; Pediculidae
Product: class A rhodopsin-like G-protein coupled receptor GPRop1, putative
Exons: 7
Coding region: 1-993 (330 amino acids)
Biological process (GO): G protein-coupled receptor signaling pathway; visual perception; phototransduction
Cellular component (GO): membrane
Molecular function (GO): G protein-coupled receptor activity
Source: RefSeq, a predicted model, not a curated record
AUGAAUUCUUUAUGGCAUGGAAUUCUGGGAUUUGUAAUUGGAGUUUUAGGAGCUGUAUCCCUAAUCGGAAAUGGAGUCGUCAUAUACAUAUUUACUACUACGAAAAACUUGAGAACUCCAUCUAAUUUAUUGGUUGUCAAUUUAGCUUUCAGUGAUUUUUUCAUGAUGUUUUGUAUGUCUCCGAUCAUGGUCGUAAAUUGUUAUAACGAAACUUGGAUUAUGGGACCUUUCAUGUGCGAAAUUUACGGUUUGUUGGGAUCACUUUUUGGAAACGCCUCUAUUUGGACGAUGACAAUGAUAGCCCUGGAUCGUUAUAAUGUCAUAGUCAAAGGGCUUUCUGCGAAACCUAUGACGAUAAAAAUGGCUUUGCUUAAUAUUUUGUUUGUGUGGAUUCAAGCCCUUUUGUGGACAAUAUUACCGCUCUUCGGUUGGAACAGGUAUGUUCCCGAGGGAAAUAUGACUGCUUGCGGAACAGAUUAUCUCACAAAAGAUUGGUUUAGCAGAUCUUACAUUCUUGUUUAUUCCAUAUUCGUGUACUUUUUACCACUCUUCAUUAUUAUUUAUUCAUACAUAUUUAUUAUUCAGGCCGUCAUCGAUCACGAGAAUAACAUGAGAAUGCAAGCCAAAAAAAUGGAGGUAGCAUCGCUAAGGUCUCAGGAUGAUAAAAAAAAAUCUGUAGAAAUAAAACUUGCUAAGAUAGCUUUGAUGACGAUAGCCUUGUGGUUUUUUGCAUGGACUCCGUAUUUGGUAAUCAAUUAUGCAGGAAUAUUUGAAACAUUAACAAUAUCGCCGCUUUUUACAAUUUGGGGAUCCGUUUUUGCCAAAGCAAAUGCAGUGUAUAAUCCAAUUGUAUACGGCAUUAGUCAUCCCAAAUACAGAGCGGCUCUUAAAAAGAAAUUUCCAAGUUUGGUAUGCGGGACUUUGGAAGAUGAUCACACGUCGGCGGCAUCGGGAAUCACGACAUGCAAUGAAGAAAACACGACAAAAGUUUAA